Messenger RNA from Rhea pennata, 3710 nucleotides. RefSeq names its product G protein-activated inward rectifier potassium channel 1-like. The record is from RefSeq and is a predicted model, not a curated record. Gene Ontology annotation, biological process: regulation of monoatomic ion transmembrane transport; potassium ion import across plasma membrane. The coding region runs from base 885 to 2357 and encodes 490 amino acids. Gene Ontology annotation, cellular component: plasma membrane. Lineage: Eukaryota; Metazoa; Chordata; Aves; Rheiformes; Rheidae. The transcript is spliced from 9 exons. Gene Ontology annotation, molecular function: G-protein activated inward rectifier potassium channel activity.
CCUGUGCCGCAGUCAUUCGGGAUGAGCCGGGGGUGGUGACCCGCCGGGCAGCUGCUGCCAGGCGGGGCAUUGUUUCAUAUAGGGGUGUGAAGCAGGACACUGCAGCAGCUCUAGGGCAUUUUUUGCAGGCAGUUCAUCACAGGAGGAGGGGACGUGGACACAAAAAUACUUCAGGAUGAUUCAUGCUGGUGGAUACAAAGGAUACAAUGACUUGAAAAUCAAGCAUAUACUGUACAAUGGAUUGCACUGCAUGAACUGAAACUAGCAAAGUCUAAAUUGAGUCCAGAGUAGAAAACACUGUAAAUACAUUAAUGUGGUACUACACAGACUAAUAAACCCCACUGAGAGCCAGCAAGCUGCAAAUCUGUGUGGUACUGGACUUGCCAGGAUGAAAACCUCAUGUAAACUCUGUGUUUUUUCCAUCUUGCUGCUUUACACAAUAUGGAUAUGCAUGACAUCACAUGAGAAAAGCUAUCAAUUCGUGGAGAGCUGCAAUGAAAUCACUUCAGGUUCUAGACGACUGCAUUUCAAACAGCCUUUCUGCUAGUUCCGCCUUAAAAAGGAACGCACGAGUUGUUGAAGUGAUUAUGAUUUAAUUCUGAUGGACUGGACCUUGUUCACUUGGAAUACUUAUUUCAUUUUAAAUGCAGGCUGAGGAUUCACAUGCUCACAUCUCUUUGUUUAAGACCUGAGCUAUCUCACGAGUUACUUUUAAAAUCCUUGAUGCUGCUGGCAACACCAGCUCCCAGCGGAUGACUCAGUGCUGCUCACAUUAUUAUUCUAAUCUCUGUCAGCCAGAACAUCGCUAGCGGGGUGUUACAGUGAGACUGCGCACAGGCAGUGGGGCCCCGCGGUGCACACAGAGAGGCUGUGCACCUAGCAGCAUGUCAGCAGUGCGCAGGAAGUUUGGGGAUGUGUACCAGGCAGUGGACCUGGCCCACUGCAGUACCCGCAGGCAGCGGCAGCGCUUUGUGGACAAGAACGGGCGCUGCAACGUGCAGCACGGAAACCUGGGUGGUGAGAGCAGCCGCUAUCUCUCUGACCUCUUCACUACACUGGUGGACCUCAAGUGGCGCUGGAACCUGCUCAUCUUCCUGCUGACCUACACGGUGGCCUGGCUGGUCAUGGCCUCCAUGUGGUGGGGCAUCGCCUACCUGCGAGGUGACCUGCACCAGGCACAUGAUGAGACCUACAGCCCGUGCGUGGCUAACGUGUACAACUUUCCCUCCGCCUUCCUCUUCUUCAUCGAGACCGAGGCCACCAUUGGCUAUGGGCACCGCUACAUAACUGAGCGCUGCCCUGAGGGCAUCGUGCUCUUCCUCUUCCAGUCGCUGCUUGGCUCCAUUGUUGACGCGUUCCUCAUCGGCUGCAUGUUUAUCAAGAUGUCGCAGCCCAAGAAGCGAGCCGAGACCCUUGUGUUCAGCCACGCUGCAGUGGUCUCGCAGCGGGACAGUAAACUGUGCCUCAUGUUCCGUGUGGGCAACCUCCGCAACAGCCACAUGGUGUCUGCCCAGAUCCGCUGCAAGCUGAUCAAGUCCCGACAGACACCAGAGGGAGAAUUUCUGCCACUAGACCAGUGUGAACUGGAUGUCGGAUUUGGAACUGGAGCUGACCAGCUGUUUUUAGUUUCCCCAUUAACUAUCUGUCAUGAAAUUAACUCCAAGAGCCCCUUUUUUUGUCUCUCACAAAGAUCAUUAAGAAGUGAGCAGUUUGAAAUAGUUGUUAUCCUUGAAGGAAUCGUUGAGACUACAGGAAUGACAUGUCAAGCUAGGACGUCGUAUACAGAAGAUGAAGUUCUUUGGGGUCACAGAUUUGUCCCAGUAAUGUCCUUGGAAGAUGGCUUUUUCCACGUUGAUUACUCUCAGUUUCAUGCUACGUUUGAAGUCGCCACUCCUCCUUACAGCGUUAAAGAACAAGAAGAAAACCUGUGUCUGUCAUCAUCUCUUAUGAACAGUCCUAUUAGCAACAACAAAAGCAGAAGAGAACAGUUUUUUUCACUUGACUGCACUGAUGUUGCAGGAGAGAAAAACAAGCUUCCUAGUAAAUUUCAGAAGAUUAGCUCAAGAAAGGAAGACCUUCCAAGAAAGGCCUUGAGAAUGAGUUCCAGCAAUGUAGAGAAGACUUGCAGUACCGGAGAUCUCUUGAAAAUUCAACAGAUAAAUCCCAUCUCCAACAGCAAAGAUUGUGAUGAAGAGAUACAACUGAAAGCCUUAAAAAUCAAAGCAGAGUCUUUGACUCUGUCUACUGCACAUCUUGAAUUCCAAAAGAAGUCUCCAAACGUGUGCACUCUAGAGAUGAAAUUGGAAGAUAAUUUGCCUGCCAAACUUCAAAAAAUGAAGUCUGAUCACCUUUCUUAAGAGCAGAAGCAACAGGAGUUGAUACUGAUAAAUUACAUUCAAGAUUGCUGACCUAAAGAGUUGUCUUAUACUAAUAGCUAGAACCAACGAUAGUAAAUGCUGACGGAGAGGAAAGCCGGACAGGCGGUCUUUUUGUGAUUAAUACCUAAGGAACGAAGUGAAUGAAACGAGGAAGCAAAAAUGCAGUAGACCCCUGAUACCCCCAGCAACUGCUGCAGAAGGAGGUGUUCUGCCACCGGCAAGUAAGGCGACUGCUGGUAACGACUGUUUGUUAUUUCGGCCUCCCAGAGGCAGUACUGAAGGCUAAGCAACCCUUUCCUGCCCUGUGGAUACCGUUAACUGCAUCCACCUUAGUUUUGCUUUGGCUGUUUGUGUUUUGUCUUGUUAUCCUACGUGUGCAGAUAGAAAGGGAAGGAUACAACACUUACACUUUCAGACGAAUUGCCACGGCCGAAGUUGAAGAGAUCAGAAAAACCAUAAGCAAGCUGAGGUGCGAAAACCACGUGGAACCAGCCAAGAGCCGUCUCCGUCUCCCGCAAACAAAAGCCCGUCCUUCCUGACUAGGAAGGCUCACUGUUAGUAGCGAUCGAAAUAAUAGAUCACAGAUGUAUAACGAAGGUGUUCAUAACGUUGGGGAACAACUGCACACUGCCAUGAAGAAUUACAGGUCCCACCCUCAGACCUCUGCAAGUUAUCACAUUUCAGGAGCAGCCAGGAGGAUCCAAAUGCCAGCGGAAAGGUUUGCCUACCAGUCCCGACAAGAAGCCUUCAGUCAUAGGAAGGUCGGCUGUGUCCUUACUUGUGCUAAGCGUAGUCUGGCCGUCGAAAGAGCGUUGCCGUCGCUGGGAGCUCUCCGCAGAGAUCUGCAUCUGGCCGCCGAAGACGAGCGGAAGGCGAGCCCAGGCUUGCGACGUGGACGCAGCUAAGUCCUGGGGCUGCGUUGCGUGUGAGCAGGGCUGGGACGUGGCAGUGGUUUUGCCCUUGGCGGUUACGGGCGUCACUGGCCGUGGAUGGUUGCCUGCGGAGCCGAGAGGAGCAAAACUAUCAACGGUCUGUGGGGGAGACGCAUUAGCAUUUGCGGCGUUUCAGAGCUGAAUCCUAUCCCCGAAGGAAAAAGCAGAAGGGGCAGGCUGUCGGCUACGCAGACACCUGCCGCCUCGGGGGCUGCGGCGGGAGCUGACCCUUCCCCGACGGACGGAUGGACGGACGGACGGUCGGACAGACGAACGCUGGCGUGGCGAUGACUCUUCAGGUGUCACGGGGUAAGGGGAAGCGUGCCGGCACCGAGCUCCGUGGCAGGCUCGCUCCCAGGUGGUGUUUCUGUGCAGUAAAACAAUAAACAGCCGCUUUAUU